UUUAGAAAGACAGAGUCUGCUAUGGAAGAGACAUGGCUCUCCGUACUCCCCUGCCAUGCAAUAUUCGGCACAGCCUUGCCAGCAUUAGUGGAUCUGUGUUCACCCAAAACAAAACCAGAGACUGCGGCGGUGACAGACAGUCGUAUCAUACAGGGCAUUACGUGGGAGCAAACCUUCCCCUCCAGAUGCUUCUAUAUUUUAAUUCAUUGUUCUUUCCAUUCUGGUUUAUGUCUGAGAUUCUCAUUUUGGAACUUAAGUAUCAUCUACUCACAUGUUAUUAUCAAAUUCUGCAGAUAAUUGGGUUAUCCAUUCUUACACUGGUUGAAUGUUUAAGAUUAUACCUUGGAUACAUUGGAAAUUUAUAUGAAAAGGUACCAGAGCUGGCAGCAUUUCUACUUUUGACCUUCAUGAUACAGAUACCUCUUAUUCUCUUCCUUUUAACAGAUGAAGAAGUCUUAAUUCUACCGCUGGAGUAUGCUGUUCAUGCAAUUUACAUUGUUUUCCUCUCUGUGGAGCUAAUAGUCUCAUUCUUUGUGUUAAAAUUCAUGACAAGAACGCUUGCCACAGAGUUUUUCUUACAUCAUUCAGAUGACACCGAAAAAGACUUGCUAGGCAGGAACUUGUGCCAAGGGAUGUAGUAAAAUACACACAAAUAAUAGAAAAAGGGAGUGAUCCUUUAAUAUAUUAACCUAUGCUGUAUUGUUAUCUUCUUGACAUGUGUGUUUGUUUAUUUAGAGCUACAUCGGUCAGUAGUGCAAGCACAUACAAUACACAAUACUGUAUACAAAAUCGUUUUAGAUUUGAUUAUAUUUAAAUAGAUAUCUUUAUUAUUUCCGG
Molecule: messenger RNA, 837 nt
Organism: Pelobates fuscus (common spadefoot toad)
Lineage: Eukaryota; Metazoa; Chordata; Amphibia; Anura; Pelobatidae
Product: transmembrane protein 17B-like
Exons: 4
Coding region: 33-638 (201 amino acids)
Biological process (GO): non-motile cilium assembly
Cellular component (GO): ciliary transition zone
Source: RefSeq, a predicted model, not a curated record